CUCCCCUCGCUGCACGAUUUCUUAGACAUCGACGUUCCCGCGUUGGACGAGUCGAAGCUGACGGCUAAACAGGUGAUGCAGGACCGCGCGAAUGGCAACUCGACGGUGGGAGUUGACACGAUCUGCGCAUUUGACUUGAGUCGGGCUCCUGGUAAAAUUCGUGGCGCAGAGAUUCGUUUCGGUGCGAUUCCGCGCUUGACAACUCGUAACAAUAGGUUGUGCAUCGAGGCCGUGGAGCCUCCGAAGUUCCAGAGGUUCCUCACCCUGAAGGAGCGUUUUCUGCUGCUCGGCUACCCUCCCGAGUUUGAUUUGCACUCGACGUUUACAGCGCAGUGGGGCGCAAUCAAGGCAUCAGGCAAUGCAAUGUCAGUGCCUUGCCUCGGCAUCGGCCUCGCCUGUGCUAUGUCGGGGAGGGUGGCCCCAUAG
Messenger RNA from Prorocentrum cordatum, 426 nucleotides. Lineage: Eukaryota; Dinophyceae; Prorocentrales; Prorocentraceae. The record is from the annotation of a GenBank genome assembly.